Messenger RNA from Microcebus murinus (gray mouse lemur), 2651 nucleotides. It is a transcript of the gene RGP1, whose product is annotated as RGP1 partner of RAB6A GEF complex. The record is from RefSeq and is a predicted model, not a curated record. Lineage: Eukaryota; Metazoa; Chordata; Mammalia; Primates; Cheirogaleidae.
GGUUCGGCCAGUCGGGCGCUUCCUGCCGGAAGGGACUCUGUAGAGGGGUGGGGGGACUGAAGGGAAGUCCCGCCUUCGCCGCGCCGCCGACUCUGCGAACGCCGCCUAGCACCUGGCCUGGUCCUGGAGGGGCCGGCAGGUGAGGGCCUCGGUGUGCCGAUACCCGGGUUUCGACUAUGCAAGAUCUGAUUCUGGAGCUGCCAUGAUUGAAGUGGUAGCAGAGCUGAGCCGGGGUCCUGUAUUUCUGGCGGGGGAGGCGCUGGAGUGUGUGGUGACCGUCACCAACCCCCUGCCCCCUACGGCCACUUCUGCAUCCAGUGAGGCUCUGGCCUGGGCCAGUGCCCAGAUCCACUGCCAGUUUCAUGCCAGCGAGAGUCGGGUGGCACUGCCUCCCCCUGACUCUAGUCAGCCAGAUGUCCAGCCUGACAGCCAGACUGUCUUUCUGCCACACCGAGGUGAGAGGGGUCAGUGUAUCCUUUCUACUCCACCAAAAAUUCUAUUCUGUGACCUGAGGCUAGACCCUGGAGAGUCCAAAUCAUACUCCUACAGUGAAGUGCUGCCCAUAGAGGGACCACCCUCCUUUCGGGGUCAGUCAGUCAAGUAUGUCUACAAAUUGACCAUUGGCUGCCAGCGUGUCAACUCACCCAUCACUUUACUCAGGGUUCCUUUGAGGGUUCUUGUGCUGACUGGCCUUCAGGAUGUCCGCUUUCCCCAGGAUGAGGCUGUAGCCCCAUCCAGUCCAUUCUUGGAGGAGGACGAAGGUGGGAAGAAGGAUUCAUGGCUAGCUGAGCUAGCUGGGGAGCGCCUCAUGGCUGCCACAUCCUGCCGCAGCCUACAUCUAUAUAAUAUCAGUGAUGGCCAAGGGAAAGUUGGGACAUUUGGCAUCUUCAAAUCUGUGUACAGACUCGGCGAGGACGUGGUGGGGACCUUAAACUUAGGGGAAGGAACCGUAGCUUGUUUGCAGUUUUCAGUAAGCUUACAGACUGAGGAGCGUGUACAGCCUGAGUACCAGCGGCGCCGUGGGACAGGGGGUGUCCCCUCUGUGUCCCAUGUGACUCAUGCCCGGCACCAGGAGUCCUGCCUACAUACAACCAGAACCAGCUUCUCCCUCCCUAUCCCUCUCAGCUCCACCCCAGGCUUUUGCACAGCCAUUGUGUCCCUGAAGUGGCGAUUGCAUUUUGAAUUUGUAACAUCCCGAGAACCAGGAUUGGUACUCCUACCCCCUGUGGAACAGCCCGAACCUACCACCUGGACAGGUCCUGAGCAAGUGCCUGUAGAUACCUUCAGCUGGGACCUCCCCAUCAAGGUCCUGCCUACAAGCCCCACCCUGGCCUCCUAUGCUGCCCCAGGCCCCAGCACCAGCACCAUCACCAUCUGAAACUGGCCUGCUUGCCCACCCUGGCACUAGUUUUUUCACUAUACUGAGAACUCAGCACCUGAACCCUAGUAGUACUUUUUCUACUUUGGGCCCAAUGGCAUGUAUAAUGAGAGGCAGGGUUUCAGCUGUAGCAUUAAUUUAUUUAUUCAGAAUAAAUUGGCAGCCGCUAGUGGUUUCCCUGGAAGUGGCAGCAGCAGUGAGCAGUCAGCAGACGGGUGAUCAGUUGAGUUUAGCUGGAGUGGGGAGCAGGAGCCCCAGGAACAGGGGUGUUGGCUGAGCCCCACUCCGGGUCAGGCCCUCCCCCUUUGCAGGGCAGCCGAGGGUCAGAUUUUUGCACCAGGGAGAACUGGCAGGUUCCUGCCUCCUGACGUACCUCACACCCAGCAGGGAAGUCAAUGGGAUGCUGGGACCUGGGGAACGAACCAAGGAUGGGGAAGAAGUCAGCACAGUGAAAGGCCAUCUUCAUCCCUGCCCCACAUUUCCUCUCUCACAGCCUCCUCAUAUCCUCCUUUAGUGUCUCCUUGGUCCCCCUAACUAAGCUCUAACCUACCAUAUAGGACUUUUUGCUUCAUAACAGGAGUAUUUUCCCUCCAGAUCCCCCCAACCUCCCUUGCUUUGUAGCAUGAAGCCUUAUUUUUCACACUCUUGUUGGUACCUUCAGCCUGGCCAGUCUCAUACUGCUCCUCUGUUCAUUCACAUCAUAGCAAUCUAGUUACUCCCUGGUCAUCCCUCAGUCAUUCACACCUGAGUCAUUCCCUCUGUCCAUCCUUGGUCACUCACGUGUCACAGCAGCCCACACCAACAGGAUGCAGACAGGUGCAAUGGAAACAGUCCUUGCGGAGCCAAGACUCACCCAGGGUAAAGUAUUUCCCCUCAUAGUGACAGGGGGCUAGGGAAGAAUAGGAAAUGUUAGUAGGUAUGGGAGUGGUGGUGGCAGGCAGAAUCUCGUCUGGGCUGGGAGGGUGUAAGUGCACACUACCCCGAUAUUUAGUCUUUCCUGUUUCACAGCUGGAGGGAAUCUGGGUAUUCUGACACAGGAUCAUCUCUAAGCACACCCCCUUCCUCAUCCCUUCCUAACGUCUCACCCCACUUUACCUUGAGCUUGGAAGUAGCACUUGCUGUGGACUCCUGGGUGCUGGAGGAGUAGAGACAUCACCAAGCAGAUGAUUCCCCAGCCACCUAGGAUCCCCUUGGCCUGUCCAGCCCAGAGUAUCGGUAGGGCCAUUUCUGCUGCACAGCCCUCUCGAACCCUUCUUGGCUUCUGUUCAGACUA